CUCGGACUCAUCAAUUUCUUCUUUCUGGCAUCAUCAUCAUGGAGAUGUGUUGGUUUGGUCUGGUUUUCCUGUUGGUGUUGUGUACCACGCUGCCAGCUGAAGCCCAGCCCCCUAACGUGAUGGCUCGUUACCAAAGAUUUGUGAAUCGGCACGUUUUCCAAGGCAUGACCAAGGCAAACUGUACCAGAGAAAUAUACAAGAGAGCAAUCACUGAUGGGAACACCAACAAGUGCAAAAAAGUGAACAGCUUCAUACUGUCUACAACAGACCAGGUCCGGGCCGUGUGUGGGAAAGACAUUGGCGUUUACACAAGCACCCAGCUCUUUCCUGUGAUCACUUGCAAACUACAUGGUGGACUAACACAGCCGGACUGUGACUACGGCAACAAAGCUCGUAACAACACUCGAUAUAUUACAAUAGGAUGUGAGCAGGGUUGGCCUGUGCUUUACAAGGAAAACCUGAGUGUUAUAGGAUGAAACUUCAAAUGAUCAGAUGGUCAGAUAUCCAAUUAAAUCUGUACCUGUUUGAUCAGAUUUUUAUAAUAAUCUUGCAGAUUUUUUUCUAUUUCUUUUAAUUACACA
Messenger RNA from Clarias gariepinus (North African catfish), 581 nucleotides. Its product is annotated as ribonuclease-like 3. The transcript is spliced from 2 exons. The record is from RefSeq and is a predicted model, not a curated record. Gene Ontology annotation, biological process: defense response to Gram-positive bacterium; defense response to Gram-negative bacterium; angiogenesis. Gene Ontology annotation, molecular function: RNA nuclease activity; nucleic acid binding. NCBI's taxonomy places the organism in Eukaryota, Metazoa, Chordata, Actinopteri, Siluriformes, Clariidae. The coding region runs from base 39 to 476 and encodes 145 amino acids.